AUGAAAGUCGCAGUAAUCGGCGGCGGUCCGUCAGGCCUUGUUACGCUCAAGUACCUGGUUCGAGCACACCUGAAUCUGGACUGUGAGCCCAUUGAAGCUCGGCUCUUUGAGCUGGAAGAUAGCGUCGGCGGUGCUUUCGCUCAUCGAACAUAUGAGGAUGCAGAG
Messenger RNA from Fusarium odoratissimum NRRL 54006, 165 nucleotides. RefSeq lists its product as uncharacterized. The record is from RefSeq and is a predicted model, not a curated record. The transcript has a single exon. The annotation marks the transcript as partial. Lineage: Eukaryota; Fungi; Ascomycota; Sordariomycetes; Hypocreales; Nectriaceae.